AUGGCCACUUCUUGUGAAGAUGGUAACCAGUCAGAUCAGGAGGCUCGCCCUCUUGCAAAUUUCACACCUAGUUUGUGGAAGGAUCGUUUCAUCUCAUUCUCAAUGGAUUACGAGUUACUCAAAACUUACACCAAAGAAGUUGAAGAGUUGAAGAAAGAAGUGAAGCACAUGCUAGUAGUUCGAGGAGAUGAACCAGCAAAGAAGAUGGUUUUGAUCAACACAUUGGAACGCCUUGGGGUGUCUUACCUCUUUGAAACAGAGAUUGAAGAGCAACUGGAAUGGAUGUUUGCUAACUUUGAAGAUAGAAACUAUGACUUGUUCACCAUUGCACUUUUCUUCCGGGUAUUCAGACAACACGGCCACAAAAUAUGUUGUGAUGUGUUUGACAAAUUUAGAGAUGGUAACAGUCACUUCAAGGAAACCCUAAGUGAUGAUGUAACUGGUAUGCUAAGCCUGUAUGAAGCUACACAUUUGAAGAUCCAUGGACAAGAAGACAUCCUAGAUGAGGCUUUAGAUUUUGUAAAAGCUCACCUUGAGUCUGUGACACCCCACUUACCCCUAGUUCUUGCAGAAGAGGUGAUGCAUGCUCUCAAGCAGCCAUGUCACAGGGGUAUACCCAGAAUAGAGGCAAGGCACUACAUCUCUGUCUAUGAAAAGCAUGACUCCAGGGAUGAAAAGAUACUAAGACUUGCCAAGUUAGAUUUCAACAAGCUGCAGCUAUUGCACAGGGAAGAGCUAUGCCACAUAUCAAGGUGGUGGAAAGACUUGGAUUUGGUAUCAGAAGUUCCUUAUGCAAGGAACCGAAUAGUAGAGUGUUUUUUGUGGUCUUUUUCGGCCUAUUUCGAGCCACAAUACUCCCUUGCUAGGAUGAUAUUAGCAAAGAUUAUAGCCAUGGUGACGAUUACAGAUGAUACAUACGAUGCAUAUGGAACUCGUAAAGAGCUCAAAUUGUUUACAGCUGCGGUGCAAAGAUGGGAUGUGGCUGCCAUUGAUGGGCUCCCAGCCUACAUGAAGGCACUCUACAGAGUUGUGCUAAAGUUCUACGAUGAACUAGACAGAGAAAUAACCAAGCAAGGCAGAGCUCAUGUUGGUUGCUACGCAAAAGCAGCACAACUAGGGCUUUGUUCCGCCAUUGUUAACCAGUUCAAGCGUAUAGUGAGAGCUUACGACGUCGAAUCCGAGUGGCUGCAAGAAGGAUACGUACCGUCGUUUGAUGAGUAUUUGACGAAUGCGCUAGAAACCAGCAACUGUGUCCUUCAAACAUCAUCGUUCAUGGGCAUGGGAGAACUUGCCACGUCAGAGGCUUUCGAAUGGUUGCAGUGUAAACCUAAGAUGCUGAUGGCUUCUGCCCUAAUUGGUCGUCUCAGAAACGACAUAACAAGCCAUAAGGAUGAAGAGAAGAGGAAGCAUGUAGCCACAGGGCUCAAAUGCUACAUGGAGCAGCAUGGCGUCACAGAACAAGAGGCACUUGGGGAAUUGCAUCGCAGGAUUGAGAGUGAAUGGAAGCAUAUUAAUGAAGAAAUGCUGAGACCAAAUGCCAUUUCAAGGCAUCUGCUCAUGAGAAUUCUCAACCUUACUCGGUUUCUGGAUGUGGUUUACAAGUAUGAUGAUGGGUUUACUCAUCCUGAAACAGUCCUGGACCAUAUCAACUCAUUGUUCAUCAAUCCAAUAAAUUUUUGA
This is a messenger RNA of Diospyros lotus (date-plum), 1680 nucleotides long. RefSeq names its product valerianol synthase TPS1B-like. Lineage: Eukaryota; Viridiplantae; Streptophyta; Magnoliopsida; Ericales; Ebenaceae. Gene Ontology annotation, biological process: diterpenoid biosynthetic process. Gene Ontology annotation, molecular function: terpene synthase activity; magnesium ion binding. The transcript has 7 exons. The record is from RefSeq and is a predicted model, not a curated record. The coding region runs from base 1 to 1680 and encodes 559 amino acids.